AUGGCGAGUGGCGAUAGAAAGCGUCCAUUGGGAAAAGCCUCCAGUAGCACCGGCCGCGCUUGCCAGUCGCGUUUUGUACCGGCGCCGCGCAAGCACCCUGUGCCGCCUCGCUUGGCGCGCGCUGGCUUGCCGCAAGAACUCCACAGGGACAGUACUCUGCUUAGAGCCAACACCAGCUACUAUCCUGAAGGAGAAAGCGAAGGCGGAUGCAGCGAGUUCCCGCCGCUCAUGCUGCGCAAGUCAUGGACGCGUGGGGUACCUUACAGGGACAGCUUCGAUCAUGCCAGGCCUACAGAUUCUACAGGUAAUUGCUACACGCCGGCAACAAAGACGAUGCGAACGAUCCACAUGCCGCCGAAGCGGCGGCCGCCUCCAAAGUUGUACGGUCCCCUCGGACCUAACGGCGAGUUGCAGUUUCCGCCGCUGAAACCUUGGGCCGAGAGGGAGAAAGAGAGAUUGGAUGCUAUCAAGAGGGAACAGGACAAGAAGAAGUUGCCCAAAGGGCUCGUGCUACUAGAAGACUUAGUAUCAGGAGCAUAUGAACGACGGAAGGCUGCAGCUGUAGAAGCAAAAAGAAAAAGAAUAGAAAAGAAGCGACAAGAGAAAAUAGCGGCUGAGGAGGCGGCAAAAGAGGCUUUAAAGAAGCAUCUUGCUAAGCUAUCGUUCGAAGUGCCGCGGGAUCCUGAUGAUCAGAAGCUGGAGCUGCUGAUGGUAACCGAAGCAGAGCACUACAGAUACAUCCACCCCAACGACUUGGAGAGGAUUCAGUACUACAUGACAACUUCGCUGAACAAUAGACACUUGCCGGAGUUUCCGGUACAUCUGUACCGGCGCGCCAAGCAGCAAGUGGACAAGCAGACAGUGGCCAUCAAGCGCCGCCUCAUGGUGCUCACGUACCAGGCCUGCGUGCGCCAGAGCGAGGCAGAUAUACGAGAAUCCUUUGUUGAAGCUAUGAAGAGAUGCAUCUUGACGUACGUGCUAGAAGACCCUUGCGAGCGCGGUAGGCUGAGCAUUGCUCACGUACCUUCGCUGUGGCCGGCGCUCGUCAUUCACGGCCCUGUGCCCUGGCAUUCCGCUGCCGUUCGCGCCAAACAGGCGCUGUUUUACCGCCACUAUCAUGGUAAUCCAGUAUUGUUGGAGCUGCGAAGAUUAUGGCAGCAGAGGUAUCAAAACAUGUUCAUUUGUGACAUGCGGAAGAUGCAAGCCGAUGGGCCAUUCCCUCACUACCCAUGUAUCCAUAGUUUAAUGUCGAGACAAAUUCGAGAUUUAGUGGAGCGGAGUGUGAAACAUUUCGCCGAGUAUUUUGCAUACUAUUGGGAAGGUAACAACUUCGGGGAGGAGUACAAAGAUUACACGUUCAUCAAGAACUCGCUGCUGCGCAUCAAGGUGACUGCGCAGCCGGGGAGCACGCAGCUCAACUUCGAACCCAGCCUCGAACAGAUGCGAGUUCUGAUAGUCAAGUGGUUUCACAACAUCAUCAAUGUCAACAGCAACCUGCCCAGCGUUGACACUAUCAUGUAUCCUGAUGUGACACGUCCGAGACCGACCCUGUACUGCGUGUUCCCGGAUGAACGCUACAUGGUGGACAUCAUCAACCAAACGUUGAGGUACUUCAAGGUCAAUCGGCCCGGACCUUUGAACUUCAUCAAGCGUUACGCCGAAUAUUUUCAUCUAUUAGACGGCACGGCUCAACAAGACCUCAUGUUGUUUUUUGGUCAAGAACCUCCGCCAUUUUUAAAGGACUUCUCUGCACGUAUCUACAUGUAUGAAGAGCUGCGUGAUGAGAUCCUGUUCCUGCGGCGCGACAUUCCCUUGAACAUGGUGCUGCUGGACUGCGCGCCAGUCAACGACACGCUGUGGGCCAUCGUAAACGGCCUGCGCACGCAAAUCGUCGACCACUUCAUCUUGCAGAACAGGAAGUGGAAUAGAGCCAUUUGCGACGUGUACGAGGGCAUGGCGGCGCGUGCGUCGGAGAGCCCGGAAACAACGGCACAGUUGGUGGCGCUGCUGGGCUAUGUGCUGGACUGCCGCGACUGUGCGCUCUUCGACCUGCGCGAGAAAUCGCGCACCUCCGCAGAAUACGUGCUCUUCCUCAUGCAGCACCAACUUCUCGACGACCAUAUUCUGAAAUCGCAGACGAUGCGCGGCUCGCCCUACGUCAAAGCUUUCGAGACCGAUAUGGUGGCCUGGGAGGAGAAGCUCAUCAGCAUGCAGGAUAUACUGGACCAAUGGCUGCAGUGUCAAGCAACUUGGAUGUACUUGGAGCCGAUCUUCUCUUCGGAAGACAUAAUGCGUCAGAUGCCGACGGAGGCGCGCAACUUCCGCGACGUAGACAAGGAGUGGCGCGUGGUGAUGAUCGCCACGCACAAGGAGCCGCUGGUGCUGGAGGCUACGGACUUCCCCGGCCUGCUGAAGAAGAUGCGGCACAACAACGCGCUACUGGAUGACAUACAAAGAGGACUUAACGACUACUUGGAGAAGAAGAGAUUGUUCUUCCCGAGAUUCUUCUUCCUAUCAAACGAUGAGCUGCUGGAGAUCCUGUCGGAGACGAAAGACCCGAUGCGCGUUCAACCACAUCUUAAAAAGUGCUUCGAGGGCAUCUACACACUGGAAUUCAACGCCGCCGAUGAGAUAGUCGGCAUGGCUUCUUCAGAGGGAGAGGUCGUCAAGCUGUCCUCUAGUAUACAGCCAGCUGACGCUAAGGCUAUAGAAGCCAUCCAGACGGCCAGCCUACCGGACCUGAUCCGACGAUGCACGGACCAGAUCAACGGGUUGGUGUAUCUCGUACAGGGCGACCUUGACCCUGGUAACCGCAUCACCGUCGAGGCCCUCAUCGUCAUCGAUGUACACGGGAGAUCGAUCCUAGAAGAAAUGGUGCAGAAGAAGGUUGCUGACAUUACGGACUUCAACUGGAUCUCGCAGCUGCGAUAUACGUGGCAAGGCGAGCGGCUGCUGUGCUCCAUGAUCACCACCGACGUGGAGUACGGCUUCGAGUACCUCGGCAAUACCGGCCGUCUCGUCGCCACGCCUCUCACCGAUAGAUGCUACAGAACUCUAAUGAGCGCUCUGAAGCUGAACUUGGGCGGUGCACCCGAGGGCCCGGCCGGCACGGGUAAAACUGAGACCACCAAAGACUUGGCCAAGGCUGUGGCUAAGAAGUGUGUUGUCUUCAACUGUUCAGACGGACUCGAUUACAAGGCAUUGGGCAAAUUCUUUAAGGGUCUAGCUCAGUCGGGUGCGUGGGCGUGCUUCGACGAAUUCAACCGCAUCGAGCUGGAGGUGCUGUCGGUGGUAGCGCAGCAGAUCUUGUCCAUUCAGCUCGCUAUUCUGCGCCGCGAGAAGCGCUUCGUCUUCGAAGGCACCGAGAUCAGCCUUAACCCGACCUGCUCCGUCUUCAUUACUAUGAAUCCUGGUUACGCCGGUCGAACGGAAUUACCCGACAAUCUGAAAGUGCUCUUCAGGACGGUGGCCAUGAUGGUGCCGGACUACGCCAUGAUCGGCGAGAUUACUCUCUACUCUAAUGGAUUCGUUAACGCUGGCCCGUUGGCGCGCAAGAUAGUGCAGGCGUACAAACUGUGCUCGGAGCAGCUGUCGUCACAGAAUCACUACGACUACGGCAUGCGCGCCGUCAAGUCGGUGCUGCUGGCCUCCGGCGCGCUUAAGAAGAACUAUCCUGAAAAGGAUGAGGCGCAACUUGUGCUGCGAGCCAUCAUCGACGUUAAUAUGCCCAAGUUCCUCUCACAGGACGUGCCGCUGUUCAUGGGCAUCUAUUCGGAUCUGUUCCCGGGCGUGGAGAUCCCGCAGCCAGAUCGGGCCGAACUCACCCAGUGUAUCUUAAAGGAGUUAGAGCGCCGCAACCUACAAGCCACGGAAUGGUACCUCGAGAAGAUAAUACAGAUUUACGAGAUGAUGUUGGUCCGCCACGGGUUCAUGACGGUGGGUCCGCCGAUGGGUGGCAAGACACAGGCGUACCAGACGCUUGCGGACGCACUGCGCGCACUGCAGCUGAUGAAGCCGCCGCCGAGGCACAAAGAGUUCGGUGCUAUCUACCGAAUCCUCAACCCCAAGGCGAUCACAAUGGGACAGCUGUACGGGUGCUUCGACCCUGCAUCCCAUGAAUGGUCGGAUGGUGUUCUGGCGAUUGCAUUCCGUGAGUACGCGAUGUCGGCGACUCGCGAUCGCAAAUGGAUCCUGUUCGACGGUCCCGUAGACGCCGUGUGGAUAGAAAACAUGAAUACGGUGCUGGAUGACAACAAGAAACUCUGUCUUAUGAGCGGCGAGAUUAUACAGAUGACAAAUAAAAUGAACCUGAUCUUCGAAGCGGCGGAUCUUGAGUUUGCCUCCCCAGCCACGGUGUCGCGCUGCGGCAUGAUUUACAUGGAGCCUGAGCAGCUCGGUUGGCGUGCAUUUUUGGCAUCGUACAAUACACACCUAAGCAAGAAACUGAUCCCGGAGCAGUUCGACCUGAUCCAGGAGCUGAUCGACUGGCUGGUGCCGCCCAUGUUUGAGUUCCUCAAUCAGCGCUGUCACCAGUUCGUCAAAGUUGGAGAUAUUCAUCAGUUCUACUCGUUUACACGUCUUUUUACGUGCCUGCUCGAGGGCGAGACGCAAUUCAGCACAAUGUGGCUCCAGUGCACCUUCGUCUUCUCGUUACUAUGGGGACUCAGCGCCACUAUCGAUGGUGACAGUCGUAAACGUUUCGAUGCAUUCUUCCGAAAGUUACUGGAGGGGAACAACGCGACGUAUCCGAAACCUAAGUCGUUUAAAUUAACCAAGAACCAGCUAUUCCAAGAUAAAGACACGGUGUUCGACUACGUGUACGACAAGCGCAACAACGGCACCUGGAUACCUUGGGUCGAACUGGAGAAGGAGGUUGCCAUACCUGCCAACGCAAAGGUUAAUGAAAUUAUAAUCCUGACGAAUGAGAACGCGUACCUACGGUACUUCGUGUCGAAGAUGGUGAAGUCCCAGAUCCCGAUCCUGCUAGUAGGCCCCACGGGCACCGGCAAGUCCUCGCUCGUUAUCGACUUCCUCUUGUCUCUGCCGCGGCACAGGUACAUCACCAAUACCAUCAACUUCUCCGCAAGAACCACUGCUAACCAGACUCAAGAUAUCAUAAUGUCGAAAGUGGAUAGACGUCGUAAAGUCAACAAUGUUUUCUUCGGAAACUAUAUGGAGCCUGACGCCGACCCAAAGAUCUACGAUCAGGUGUUGGACUUGGAAGACAUGUCAGUUAAGAUGGAAUACUACUUGGAUGAGUACAACGUCGUGUCGUCGUCACCCAUGGCGCUGGUGAUGUUCCGCUACGCGCUGGAGCACAUCUCUCGGUGCACGAGAGUGCUGCUGCAAGAUAACGGCAAUCUGUUGCUGGUUGGUGUUGGAGGCAGCGGUCGCAGCAGCGCGGUCAAGCUCGCCGCAAAUAUUCUGGAAAUGAACGUGGUGCAGAUCGAGAUCUCGCGAGUAUACGGGCAGACGGAGUGGCGCGAUGACAUUCGAAAACUACUGAUGAAGGCCGGCAUACUCGGCAAGCCAAUCGCCUUCCUCUUCGCCGACAACCAGAUUAUAUAUGAGGGCAUGGUGGAGGAUAUCAACAUGCUUCUUAACACGGGAGACAUUCCUAACCUGUAUGGCAUGGACGAGAAGGUCGAGAUCCUGGACAAGAUGCAAGCUGCCGUUAGGGAGUCCGGCAAGAAAAUAGAAACGACGCCAUUGGCUAUGUUUGGUUUCUACGUCGAACGCGUGAAAGCCAACCUGCGUAUCGUGCUGGCCAUGUCUCCCAUCGGCGAUUCCUUCAGGAACCGCCUCAGGAUGUUCCCCUCACUUAUCAAUUGUUGUACUAUUGACUGGUUCACAGCGUGGCCGGCAGAGGCGCUGGAGCGCGUGGCGUCAAUGUUCAUCAGUAGGAUGGAGGAUGUGAGCGAUGAGUUGCGCGUCACCUGUGUCGACAUGUGCCAGCUCUUCCACAUGCCGCAGCUCGUCGACACCUCCGAGCGCACAGAGAAACUUAUGAUCAAGAUAGAGCAGGAUACAGUGCUCGUCGAGAAACAGAAAGAGAUAGUGGGAGCGGACGAGGCCCUGGCGAACGAGGCGGCGGCGGCCGCGCAGGCCAUCAAGGACGACUGUGAGUCGGACCUGGCGGAGGCGGUGCCCGCGCUGGAGGCCGCGCUUUCUGCUCUCAACACGCUAAAGCCCGCAGACAUCACGCUCGUCAAGGCUAUGAAGAACCCGCCCGCCGGCGUCAAGCUCGUCAUGGAGGCGGUCUGCGUCAUGAAGGGCAUCAAGGGUGAUAGGAAAAUGGACGCUAAUGGUAAACCAUACGAAGAUUAUUGGGGACCUUCACAAAAGAUGCUCGGUGACAUGAAGUUUUUGGAAAGCUUAAAAAAUUACGACAAAGAUAACAUUCCAACAGCUAUUAUGAAGAGGAUCCGUGACAAAUAUAUUCCUGAUCGCGAGUUUGAUCCUGUGGUGAUCGCUAAGGUGUCGUCGGCCUGCGAAGGUCUAUGUCGCUGGGUGCGCGCCAUGGACGUUUACGACAGAGUCAUCAAGCGUAAGAAGAAAGGUUUAGAAGACGAGAUAGACCUUUGCUCGACGAAGCUGUCGCGCGCGGAGCAGCUGAUCGGAGGGCUGGGUGGAGAAAAGGCGCGCUGGACCCUGCUGGCAAAGCAGCUGCAGGAACUAUUGGGAAAUAUUAUCGGUGAUGUUCUUUUGUCAGCGGGGUUUAUCGCGUAUUUAGGCCCCUACACUGUAAACUACAGACGAGAAAUCAUUCAAGUCUGGAAUAACAGAGCAAAGACGCUUGAAAUCCCCUGUUCGGAUACGUUCUCGUUGAUCACGACCCUGGGCGAACCGGUGGAACAAGCGAACAAAUGGGUGAAGAACAUGGAGCGAGAGAACCAUCUAAAGGUGAUAAAGCUAACGGACUCAAACUACACGCGCGUGUUGGAAAACGCUAUCCAACUAGGUCUUCCCGUGCUGCUAGAAAAUAUUCGCGAGCAGCUGGAUGCGGUGCUCGAGCCCGUGCUGCUCCGAAACAUAUACAGGUCUGGUGGCGUAGACUGCUUGAAGUUUGGUGACAACGUUUUGGAGUACAACUACGACUUUCGCUUUUACAUCACCACACGCCUCAGCAAUCCCCAUUAUUUACCGGAGAUUGCCGUUAAAGUGACAGUAUUGAACUUUAUGAUAACGCCGCAAGGGCUUGAGGACCAGCUGCUCGGAAUCGUGGUAGCACAGGACCGGCCCGAGCUCGAACUGAAGAAGAACCAGCUCAUUGUGGAGGGAGCCAACAACAAGAGGACUCUCAAAGAAAUUGAGGAUCAAAUACUUGAGGUGCUGUCAUCAGCCGGAAACAUUUUAGAAGAUGAAUCGGCAAACCAGAUUCUAUCAUCGUCUAAGAUCCUGUCGAUCGAGAUAGAGGCGAAACAGGCGGCGGCCGCGGUGACGGAGAAGGAGAUCGACGAAGCGCGUCUGCUAUACGUGCCCGUCUCCAAGCACAGCUCUGUCCUCUUCUUCUGCAUCUCAGACCUCGCCAACAUUGAUCCCAUGUACCAGUACUCGCUGAAUUGGUUUAUAAACUUGUACAAUCAGGCGAUCAUUAACUCGCCGAAGAGCGACGACUUGUCAGAGCGGCUCGACGGCCUUAACAGCUACUUCACACGCAGCAUCUACGAAAACGUCUGCCGCAGUCUGUUCGAAAAGGACAAGCUCAUCUUCUCUCUCGUUUUGACCCUCGGUCUGCUUAGGCCUAAGGGUUUGAUUGACGACGAAUUGGUGGCAUUCCUUCUGACGGGUGGCGUGGCGCUAGAGAAUCCAUACGAGAAUCCGGCACCCGCGUGGCUGUCAGAGAAGGCCUGGUCGGAAAUCGUACGCAGUAGUAAUCUCAGCGGGUUAGAAGGCUUCAGAGAUAACUUUAAAGCAAACGUGAAGGCGUGGAAAGAUUUUUAUGACCUAUCGACUCCGCAAGACAGCGAGUUACCGCCGCCGUACCAGAAUAUUAAAGGCAUCCCGAAGCUAAUCAUGUUUAGAUGCAUCCGUCCGGACAAGCUGAUCCCGCUGGUACAGCAGUACGUGUCGGACUCGCUAGGCCACAACUACAUCGAGCCGCCGCCCUUUGACCUGCAGCGCUCCUACGACGAUAGCAACUGCUGCUCGCCACUCAUCUUUAUUCUCUCGCCCGGCUCCGAUCCCAUGUCCGGCCUUGUCAAGUUUUCCAUGGAGAAAAAGGUCGUCAGUUUCGAGACAAUCUCACUGGGCCAGGGACAGGGUCCGAUAGCAGCAAACAUGAUCAGCCAGGCCAUAGUUACUGGCGGCUGGGUGGUGCUACAGAACUGCCACGUGAUGGAUUCCUGGAUGGGUGAGCUGGAGCGCAUCUGCGCAGAGGUGAUCACACCGCAAGUCACGCAUUCAGAGUUCAGGUGCUGGUUAACCUCGUACCCGAGCAAAGCCUUCCCCGUCACCGUCCUGCAGAACGGUGUCAAGAUGACAAAUGAGGCGCCAAAGGGUUUGAAGAACAACAUGUACCGAUCGUACACGUCGGAUCCCAUCAGCGACCCGGAGUUCUACAUCUCGUGUCCACGCACGGAGGAGUGGCGACGACUGCUGUUUGCUCUCUGCUUCUUCCACGCAUUGGUGCAGGAGCGUCGCGCCUUCGGCCCGCUCGGCUGGAACAUACCUUAUGAGUUCAACGAGAGCGACCUCAGGAUCUGCGUCAUGCAGUUGCAGAUGUUCUUGUCGGAAUAUGCGGAGACGCCGUUCGACGCGCUAAACUACCUGGCGGGCGAGUGCAACUACGGCGGCCGAACUACUCUGUUUGCCAGAUUAAAAUUCCUCCAAGAUUGGAUAGAUGAGGGUCCACCAUCAGUGUUCUGGAUAUCAGGGUUCUAUUUUACGCAGUCAUUCCUGACGGGUGUGCUACAGAACUACUCAAGACACAACCGCAUACCGAUAGACAAUGUACAUUUCGAGUUCACUAUCACUAGUAUGGAGGCUGAAUGUGAACAAGAACCUACAUUUGGAGUUUAUUGUAAGGGAUUAUUCUUGGAAGGAGCCAGAUGGAACCGUGAAACAAUGCAAAUGGAUGAAUCAUAUCCAAAAAUCCUCUUUGACACAAUACCAAUAAUAUGGUUCCAACCAGCUUUGAUUGAAAAAUUCAACCCACCACCGAGUUACUUUUGUCCUAUCUACAAAACUAGUGAGAGAAGAGGUGUCCUAGCCACCACGGGACAUUCAAGUAACUUUGUCAUGUAUAUAACCUUGAGGACGGAUAUACCGGAGAAACAUUGGAUAAACAGAGGUGUGGCAAGUUUAACACAGCUUGACGAUUAAAAAGCAAAUAGUAUUUUGUUUCGUUCAUUGAAAUAACUGUUUUUGUUUUUUUUAAGUUAAUUUAAUUAUAAUGAAAUAAUAAUGUUUU
Molecule: messenger RNA, 9412 nt
Organism: Papilio polytes (common Mormon)
Lineage: Eukaryota; Metazoa; Arthropoda; Insecta; Lepidoptera; Papilionidae
Gene: Dnah3
Product: dynein heavy chain 3, axonemal-like
Exons: 59
Coding region: 1-9324 (3107 amino acids)
Biological process (GO): microtubule-based movement
Cellular component (GO): dynein complex
Molecular function (GO): ATP binding; minus-end-directed microtubule motor activity; dynein intermediate chain binding
Source: RefSeq, a predicted model, not a curated record